Geodia barretti is the source of this 492-nucleotide messenger RNA. The record is from the annotation of a GenBank genome assembly. NCBI's taxonomy places the organism in Eukaryota, Metazoa, Porifera, Demospongiae, Tetractinellida, Geodiidae.
AUGACUACCCCCACCCCUUCAUCUGCUCCCGAACCCUCCGCGGCUCCUGGUACACCGGCGCCCCCGCCGGCGCCCGUUGCCGGCGGCCCCAUCAAUCCUCCCGCUGACGGAGCGCCCCGACGCCCCGGUGGAUUUGGCGGCGGACCGGGCGGACCUCGUCCUGGAGGCGGUGGUCCCGGUGGUGGACGACCCCCAAGCAGAGGCGGCCCGCGCACCGGACCUGGAGGGCGUGGCGGCGGACGUCGGUAUGGGCCGCGUCGGCGGGUGUGUAACUUCACGGUUGAGAAGGUUACGCCCGACUACAAGGACGUUGACCGGUUGCGCCGUUAUAUCUCGGAGCAGGGCAAAAUUGACCCGACCCGCAAGACGGGAACGUCGGCGAAGAACCAGCGGUUGUUGGCUACUGCGAUCAAGCGCGCCCGCUUCCUCGCCCUGCUGCCCUACGCCCCUGAGCACAGCAUCAACGUCGGAAUGCGCCCCGGUGGUAGGUAG